CAGAUCUAGUGGUGAUGUAUAAAUUGCAGCCCUUUCUUUUUUCCAAAGGCUUCUAAAAUAGAUUUUCAGAAUUCGGGCUGAAUUUUUGCUGCUGCAUGUAUGGUGACUCUUGAUUUUUCUCCCUUCAGGGAAGCAUCCUUUGCAGCAUUCCCCCUCCCAAGGAAUCACUUGGGCACUUCCAGCUGGUGACAGGGGUACAGCCACAGACAGCGUCCUCUGUCCCAGCUGUCUUUUGCACUAACUACAGUCAAUGCAUGGCGAUGGCUGCGCUCGCUUGUAAAGGAGGGUCAGGUAGGGGAAGGUGUAGGAGGAAGCCUGGAGACCGUCCUUUUGCUUUUUAAAAGCUUCACCUCCUCCAGCAUCUUUGCUUUGUGAAUGCCUCCCUGCGUCUAGUCCCGGCCUUUCUCUCCAGCGAUUGGAAUGCUGCUGCCUGCCUGAUUAAAGGGCCCGAGGACAGCACCUUCUGCACGGAAGCCGGGCUCAGGAGGGUCGUGUUAAUGCAUUAUGGCUCAUGCCGCCUCGCAAUUAAAGAAGAACAGGGAUUUAGAAAUCAAUGCCGAAGAAGAGACUGAGAAAAAAAGGAAACACCGCAAACGGUCCCGCGAUCGGAAGAAAAAGUCGGAUGCCAACGCGAGUUACCUCAGGGCGGCUAGAGCGGGACACUUAGAAAAGGCCCUUGACUACAUCAAAAACGGAGUCGACAUCAACAUUUGCAAUCAGAAUGGGUUGAAUGCUCUCCAUCUUGCUUCCAAAGAAGGCCACGUGGAAGUUGUUUCUGAGCUACUACAGAGAGAAGCCAAUGUGGAUGCAGCUACGAAGAAAGGAAAUACAGCAUUGCACAUAGCCUCAUUGGCAGGACAAGCAGAAGUAGUAAAGGUCUUGGUUACAAAUGGAGCCAACGUCAAUGCUCAAUCUCAGAAUGGCUUUACCCCGCUGUAUAUGGCAGCCCAGGAGAACCACCUGGAAGUCGUCAAGUUCCUUCUUGACAAUGGUGCGAGCCAGAGCCUGGCCACAGAGGAUGGCUUCACGCCCUUGGCAGUAGCUUUGCAACAAGGUCACGACCAAGUGGUUUCGCUGCUGCUGGAGAAUGACACCAAAGGGAAGGUGCGCCUUCCAGCGCUUCACAUCGCUGCCCGGAAAGACGACACCAAGGCCGCGGCCCUGCUGCUGCAGAACGACAACAACGCAGACGUGGAGUCGAAGAUGGUGGUGAAUAGAACAACCGAGAGUGGCUUCACUCCGCUCCACAUAGCCGCUCAUUAUGGAAAUAUCAACGUCGCCACGUUGCUGUUGAACCGAGCGGCUGCUGUGGACUUCACUGCAAGGAAUGACAUUACUCCUUUGCACGUCGCAUCAAAAAGAGGAAACGCCAAUAUGGUGAAACUGCUGCUUGACCGAGGCGCUAAAAUUGAUGCCAAAACAAGGGACGGUCUGACGCCGUUACACUGCGGAGCCCGGAGCGGCCAUGAGCAGGUGGUGGAGAUGUUGCUGGAUCGAGCUGCCCCCAUCCUCUCAAAAACCAAGAAUGGAUUGUCUCCAUUGCACAUGGCCACGCAAGGCGAUCACCUCAACUGCGUCCAGCUUCUCCUCCAGCACAAUGUGCCCGUGGACGACGUCACCAAUGACUACCUGACGGCCCUGCACGUGGCUGCUCACUGUGGUCACUACAAAGUCGCCAAGGUGCUCUUGGACAAGAAAGCUAACCCCAAUGCCAAAGCCUUGAACGGCUUUACUCCGCUCCAUAUUGCCUGCAAGAAGAACCGGAUCAAAGUCAUGGAACUCCUGCUGAAGCACGGCGCAUCCAUCCUAGCUGUGACCGAGUCGGGCCUUACCCCUAUCCAUGUUGCUGCCUUCAUGGGACAUGUAAAUAUUGUAUCACAACUCAUGCAUCAUGGAGCCUCACCAAACACCACCAAUGUGAGAGGCGAAACAGCGCUGCACAUGGCUGCACGGUCGGGUCAAGCUGAAGUUGUGCGGUAUCUGGUACAAGACGGAGCUCAAGUGGAAGCUAAAGCUAAGGAUGACCAAACCCCACUGCACAUUUCAGCCAGACUGGGGAAGGCAGAUAUAGUGCAACAGCUGCUGCAGCAAGGAGCAUCUCCAAAUGCAGCCACGACAUCGGGGUACACCCCCCUCCACCUCGCAGCCCGAGAGGGGCACGAAGACGUGGCCUCCUUCCUUUUAGAUCACGGCGCAUCUCUGUCCAUAACAACAAAGAAAGGAUUUACUCCCCUUCACGUGGCAGCAAAGUAUGGGAAACUUGAAGUAGCCAAUCACCUGCUGCAGAAGAGUGCGUCUCCUGAUGCUUCCGGGAAGAGCGGGCUAACUCCACUGCAUGUAGCUACGCACUACGAUAAUCAGAAAGUGGCCCUUCUGCUUUUGGACCAAGGAGCCUCACCUCAUGCAGCUGCAAAGAAUGGUUACACGCCACUGCACAUCGCUGCCAAAAAGAACCAAAUGGACAUUGCGACGACCCUGCUGGAGUAUGGUGCUGAUGCCAACGCAGUUACCCGGCAAGGAAUCGCCUCUGUCCAUCUCGCAGCUCAGGAAGGACACGUGGACAUGGUAUCACUGCUCCUCAGCAGAAACGCCAACGUGAACUUGAGCAAUAAGAAUGGCCUGACGCCACUCCAUUUGGCUGCUCAAGAAGACAGAGUGAAUGUGGCCGAAGUCCUCGUCAACCAAGGAGCACAGGUGGAUGCGCAGACAAAGAUGGGAUAUACACCAUUACACGUGGGCUGCCACUAUGGAAACAUCAAGAUCGUUAAUUUCCUGCUCCAGCACUCUGCGAAGGUUAAUGCCAAAACCAAGAACGGGUACACGCCGCUGCAUCAGGCUGCUCAGCAGGGACAUACACAUAUAAUCAACGUGUUACUUCAGAACGGUGCCUCCCCCAACGAACUCACUGUGAAUGGAAACACUGCCCUGGCCAUUGCCCGGCGGCUUGGCUACAUCUCAGUGGUCGACACCCUCAAGGUGGUGACUGAGGAGACCAUGAUAACAACGACCGUCACAGAGAAGCACAAAAUGAAUGUUCCAGAAACUAUGAAUGAAGUUCUUGAUAUGUCUGAUGAUGAAGUUCGCAAAGCCAACGCCCCUGAAAUGCUCAGUGAUGGCGAAUAUAUCUCAGAUGUUGAAGAAGGUAAUAGAUGCACAUGGUACAAAAUCCCCAAGGUACAAGAGUUUACGGUAAAAAGUGAAGAUGCCAUGACGGGGGACACAGACAAGUAUCUUGGUCCCCAAGACCUGAAGGAGCUGGGUGACGACUCUCUGCCUGCAGAGGGCUACAUGGGCUUCAGUCUCGGAGCCCGCUCUGCCAGUCCCAAGGUCAGUUCGGAUAGGUCGUACACCUUGAACAGAAGCUCCUACGCCCGGGACAGCAUGAUGAUUGAGGAGCUCCUCGUGCCGUCCAAAGAACAGCAUCUAACAUUCACAAGAGAAUUUGACUCAGAUUCUCUUAGACAUUACAGCUGGGCUGCAGACACCUUGGACAACGUCAAUCUUGUUUCAAGCCCUGUUCAUUCUGGGUUUCUGGUUAGCUUUAUGGUGGAUGCAAGAGGUGGUUCCAUGAGAGGAAGCCGUCACCAUGGAAUGAGAAUCAUCAUUCCUCCCCGCAAGUGUACAGCCCCCACCCGAAUCACCUGCCGUUUGGUAAAGAGACAUAAACUGGCCAACCCACCCCCCAUGGUGGAAGGAGAGGGAUUAGCCAGUAGGCUGGUAGAAAUGGGUCCUGCAGGGGCACAGUUUUUAGGUAAACUGCAUCUUCCCACCAAUCCUCCCCCUGUAAAUGAGGGUGAGAGCUUGGUUAGCCGAAUCCUGCAGCUUGGGCCUCAAGGAACAAAAUUUAUUGGCCCCGUCAUAGUGGAAAUCCCUCACUUUGGGUCAAUGAGAGGAAACGAGAGAGAGCUCAUUGUUCUUCGCAGUGAAAAUGGCGAAACGUGGAAGGAGCAUCAAUUUGACAGUAAAAAUGAAGACUUAACCGAAUUACUGAAUGGCAUGGAUGAAGAACUUGAUAGCCCAGAGGAGUUAGGGAAAAAGCGCAUCUGCAGGAUUAUCACUAAGGAUUUCCCCCAGUAUUUUGCGGUGGUUUCACGCAUUAAGCAGGAAAGCAACCAGAUCGGCCCUGAAGGGGGCAUUCUGAGCAGUACCACGGUGCCCCUUGUCCAGGCGUCCUUCCCAGAGGGCGCUUUAACCAAGAGAAUUCGAGUGGGCCUCCAGGCCCAGCCUGUUCCGGAUGAAAUGGUGAAAAAGAUCCUGGGAAACAAAGCGACAUUUAGCCCAAUUGUCACUGUGGAACCAAGGAGGAGGAAAUUCCACAAACCAAUCACCAUGACCAUUCCUGUGCCCCCGCCUUCAGGAGAAGGUGUAGCCAAUGGGGACAAGGGGGACACCACACCCAACCUGCGCCUACUCUGCAGCAUUACAGGGGGCACUUCACCCGCCCAGUGGGAAGACAUCACCGGAACUACUCCUUUGACAUUUAUAAAGGAUUGCGUCUCCUUUACAACCAAUGUUUCAGCCAGGUUUUGGCUGGCAGACUGCCAUCAGGUUUUAGAAACUGUUGGAUUAGCCACGCAGUUGUACAGGGAAUUAAUAUGCGUUCCCUACAUGGCCAAGUUUGUUGUUUUUGCCAAAAUGAACGACCCUGUGGAAUCCUCCCUGCGGUGUUUCUGUAUGACAGAUGACAAAGUGGACAAGCCCUUGGAACAGCAAGAGAAUUUUGAGGAAGUUGCAAGAAGCAAAGAUAUCGAGGUUCUGGAAGGAAAGCCUAUUUAUGUUGAUUGCUAUGGAAACCUGGCCCCACUCACCAGAGGAGGACAUCAACUUGUUUUUAACUUUUAUUCUUUCAAAGAAAACAGACUGCCAUUUUCCAUCAAAAUUAGAGACACCAGCCAAGAGCCCUGUGGUCGUUUGUCUUUUCUGAAAGAAGCAAAGACAACGAAAGGAUUGCCUCAGACAGCUGUCUGCAACUUAAACAUCACUCUGCCGGCACAUAAAAAGGAGGCAGAGUCAGAUCAAGAUGAUGAGACGGAGAAAAACGAUAGACGACAGAGUUUUGCUUCUUUAGCGUUACGUAAGCGCUACAGCUACUUGAGUGAACCUGGAAUGAAAACAGUUGAACGGAGUGCAGGAGCCACAAGAUCCCUCCCCACCACUUACUCAUACAAGCCCUUCUUUCCGACGAGACCAUCCCCGCCCUGGACUGCGGCUCCGACGACAGCGCCCGGGCCGGUCAAGUCCGGCUUCACCUCCCUGUCCAGCUCCUCCUCCAACACUCCGUCAGCCUCGCCCUUAAAAUCCAUAUGGUCGGUUUCGACGCCGUCUCCAAUCAAAUCCACGCUAGGCGCCUCCACCACCUCUUCCGUUAGAUCCAUUAGUGACGUGGCGUCUCCAAUUAGAGCCUUCCGGACAAUUGCGUCCCCGAUAAAAACAGUGGGGUCACCGUCUCCGUACACGCUGCACGUGUCCGCCGGUACCCUGGUUCGACCGCCCGCAGUCGCAGAGGCGCCGCCCCUGAAAGGGCUGGCGGCCAGCGCCGCCUUUUCCCCUCGCCCCUCUCCGGGGACGACGGCAGGGUCCCUUUUGGAGCGGUCUUCAAUCACGAUGACCCCCCCUGCAUCCCCCAAAUCAAACAGUACGGUGUAUGCCUCCAGCUUGCCCUUGAAGCCCAACGUCCCAUCCGCAGCGCCGCUCCUGUCGUCCCCGCUCAAGUCAGGGGGGGCUGCAGCUCAGUCGGCGCUGCUGGACAUCGCGUCCUCAGCUAAGGUGACCCUGGCGUCCCCGCUCUCGUCCCCUGUGCGGCCGAUGCCGGGGCUUGCCGAGGUGCCGCUCGUCAACGGCUCUGUCUCCCCUCUGAAGUACCCGUCCUCGUCCGCUCUCAUCAAUGGAUGCAAAGCCACUGCCCCCCUGCACGGAAAGCCAUCUGCGGCCAGCGCGGCCGCGGCCCCGGCGGAGAAGGUCUUUUCGGCGCUUUCCCCGGGUCUCCGGCCCUACAGCCCGGCAGCUCCGGCAGCCUUCCCGCCCCUUCGAACUCCCUCCGCAAGUGCACUCUAUGCGUCCCUGGGGUCGUCCAUCGCUGCAACUACCUCAUCCGUCACGUCCUCCGUAAUAACCGUGCCAGUAUACUCUGUAGUCAAUGUUUUGCCAGAACCAGCGUUAAAAAAGCUCCCAGACUCGAGUUCCCUUACAAAAGCAACAGCAGCCUUGCUGUCACCCAUGAAACCACUGGCGACGGAGACGCGGUCUCAGCCCCCUUUCCAUCGAACUUCAUCGCCAGGGAAGUCGUCCCUGUUCCUCGCGCCCUCUGCCCUUAAGCUGUCAACACCCUCGUCGUUAUCUUCCAGUCAGGAGAUCCUCAAAGAUGUGGCCGAGAUGAAAGAGGACCUCAUUCGGAUGACAGCCAUUCUCCAGACGGACGUGCCUGAAGAGAAGCCAUUCCAGACCGAACCCCCCAAAGAAGGGAGGAUCGACGAUGAGGAGCCUUUCAAAAUCGUCGAGAAAGUAAAGGAAGACUUAGUGAAAGUUAGUGAGAUUCUCAAAAAGGAUGUGUGUGUGGAGAGUAAAGCGGCACCCAGAUCGCCUAAGAGUGACCAAGGCCAUUCCCCAGAAGACGACUGGACCGAAUUCAGUCCCGAGGAGAUUAAGGAAGCGAGGCAGGUGGCUGCGUGCCGUUCCCCCUCUCUGCCAGAAAGGGUGCAGGUCAGGGCCAAAGCCACCUCGGAGAAGGAUUACAACUUGACCAAAGUGAUCGAUUACCUAACCAAUGAUAUUGGGAGUGGCGCCCUGACCAACUUCAAGUAUAAGUUGGAGGAUGCCAAAAAGGAGGGUGAGGAGAGGCAGAAACGGAUUUUGAAACCAGCCAUCGCGCUGCAGGAGCACAAACUCAAGAUGCCUCCUGCCUCCAUGAGGCCUUCCACCUCCGAGAAAGAAUUGUGCAAAAUGGCCGAUUCCUUUUUUGGAACAGACACGAUUUUAGAGUCGCCGGACGACUUUUCUCAACACGACCAGGAUAAGAGUCCCUUGUCUGACAGCGGCUUCGAGACGAGAAGUGAGAAAACGCCGUCAGCCCCCCAGAGUGCUGAAAGCACUGGCCCUAAACCCCUUUUCCACGAGGUUCCCAUCCCUCCUGUCAUUACAGAGACGAGGACGGAGGUGGUCCACGUCAUCAGGAGCUACGAGCCCUCGGCCGGGGACGUGCCCCCGUCCCAACCAGAUGAGCCCGGCUCACCCAAAGCGCCAGCGGCUUUUACAGAACUGGAGCCAAAGCCCGCCACGACUAGUAUUAAAGAAAAAGUUAAAGCCUUUCAACUGAAAGCCAGCAGUGAAGAGGAAGACCACAACCGGGUGUUGAGCAAAGGCAUGCGCGUGAAAGAAGAGACUCACAUCACCACCACUACCAGGAUGGUUUACCACUCUCCACCGGGCAGCGAAGGGGCCUCGGAACGAAUUGAAGAGACCAUGUCAGUGCAUGACAUCAUGAAGGCUUUCCAGUCCGGGCGGGACCCUUCCAAAGAGCUGGCAGGUCUGUUUGAGCAUAAGUCUGCAGUGUCUCCAGACAUUCACAAGUCUGCUGCUGACCCCUCACCCCAGCACGCAGAGAAGGACCACCCAAUGAAACCCAAACUGGAGCGUAUAAUAGAAGUCCACAUCGAAAAAGGUAACCAGGCUGAGCCCACUGAAGUCAUUAUUAGAGAGACCAAAAAACAUCCCGAGAAGGAAAUGUAUGUCUAUCAGAAAGACUUAUCCCGGGGCGAUAUUAACCUAACAGAUUUUCUGCCAGAAAAACACGAUGCGUUUCCUUGUGCAGAGGAGCAGGGUCAGCCAGAAGAAGAAGAACUGACUGCGGAAGAGUCCUUGCCUUCUUACCUGGAGUCUUCCAGGGUCAACACUCCCGUGUCCCAAGAAGACGACACUCGCCCGAGUUCUGCCCAGCUCACAGCUGAUGACGCUUACAAAACCUUGAGGCUUCUGAGUCAGCACUCCGUAGAAUACCAUGACGAUGAGCUGUCAGAACUAAGAGGGGAGUCGUACAGGUUUGCUGAGAAAAUGCUCCUGUCAGAAAAGCUAGAUGUGUCUCAGUCUGAUACUGAGGAAUCCGUUACUGACCGUGCAGGACCCCCUAGCUCAGAGGUACAGGGCUCUGAUAAGCGGGCCAGAGAAAAAGUAGCCACUGCCCCCCAAAAAGAAAUGCUCUCCAAAAUCUAUAAAGAUGUGUCUGAAAAUGGUGUAGGUAAAGUGUCCAAAGAUGAGCCUUUUGAUAAAGUGGCAGUGUUGCACUACUCUGGCGAUGUUAGUAGUCCAAAACAUGCCAUGUGGAUGCGCUUCACUGAGGACAGAUUAGACAGAGGUAGAGAGAAGUUGCUAUAUGAAGACAGGGUGGACAGGACCGUGAAGGAGGCGGAAGAAAAACUGACUGAAGUGUCACAGUUUUUUCGUGACAAAACGGAAAAGUUGAACGAUGAACUGCAGUCCCCAGAGAAAAAGCCACGCCUUCGAAACGGCCAAGAACACGCUGCUCAAAGCUCGAGCCGCAGCAGCCCUGAGAAAGCACUGCUGAUGGAGCUGCUGGCCUCCAACGACGAGUGGGUCAGGGCGAGGCAGCAGGGCCGUGACGUGCAAGCCGAGGAGAGGAAAGCGGCUAGUCUGCCCAGCAGCCCGGAGAAGAGGGUCCUUUCCCAGCAAACGGAGGACGGCAAGCCCCCGGGGGAAGUCAGAGGAAGUGUCUCCCCCAGCAGAUCACCAGAUGGGCCCCAGUCUGGGUUUCAGCUCAAACAAUCCAAGCUCAGUUCCAUUAGGUUAAAAUUUGAACAAGGCUUACACGCAAAGAAUAAGGACAUGUCUCCAGAAGACAGAAGGCCAGAUGGCCAAUCCCGAAUCCCUGUCAAGAAAAUACAGGAGAGCAAGCUACCCGUCUUCCCGGCGUCUGCUAGAGAGAAGCAGCAGAGGGCCAUAGAUCUCUCCGAGGAAAGCGUGUCGGUGCAAAGAAAUGUUAUGGGAUUGAAACCGAAAGAUGACCCGGGCCAAAGCCAUGCGGUUGUUGUAAACGAUGCUGGCUCUGAUGAUGUGACAAAACCGAGAACUGAAAUGUCCACUAAAGCAGUGCCUGACUCUUUUUCUGAGCAACAGGCUAAAGACUUGGCAUGUCAUGUAACCUCAGAGGUAGCAACCAAGGGACCAUGGGACAAAAAGGUUUUUAGAACAUGGGAAAGUUCUGGAGCUACUAACAAUAAGUCACAGAAAGAAAAACUUUCGCAUGUGCUUGUUCAUGAUGUGAGAGAGAAUCACGUGGGUCACCCCGAGACUAAAAGUGUUGAUCGAAAGAGUGAAUUUAUGUCUGUGACUGAGAGAGAACACACAUUGUUAACUAAUGGCGCUCUCUCAGAAAUGAAGGACAUGCCUGUAAAAUCGCCCUCCAAAAAGGUCUUAUAUAGGGACUAUGUUGUGAAGGACGGGGAGCGUCCCGGCGGCGCUCCCGGCCAGCCCUCCAGGAGAAGUGAGAGCACGGCAGUGUCGCACAUCCCAGUCAGAGUGGCCGAGGAGAGGAGGGUGGCGUCGUCUCAGGGUCCUGACGGUGUGGGCGAGCAGUCGACACUUCCCAAACACGAACUGCCGCAAACGUUACCCCCUUCAAGUAUGAGUAAAGAGACAGUUGAGAUACAGCACUUUAAUUCCAUAGAAGAUGAAAGAGUUACCUAUUCAGAAAUCAGCAAGUUUUCCAAAAACCAAAGCUAUGUAGGCUUGUGCCCUCCUCUCGAUGCAACUGAAACCUCCCCCACCAGAUCGCCCGAUUCCUUAGAGGUUAGCCCAGGGAAGGAAUCUCCCUCUAGUGAUGUGUGCGACCAUAGUGCCACUGAUGGAUUGGGGAAAGUGGCACCCCUUGUCCAGACAGAAGGAGGGAAAGAGAUCAAGUCUUUACCGGUGUAUGUCAGUUUUGUACAAGUGGGCAAGCAAUAUGAGAAGGAGAUACAACAAGGAGGUGCAAAAAGAAUCCUCAGUCAGGAGUGUAAAACAGUACAAGAGACCAGGGGAACCUUUUAUACCACUAGACAGCAAAAGCCACCUCCUUCUCCCCAAGGUAGCCCAGAGGACGACACUCUAGAGCAAGUGUCUUUUCUAGACAGCUCUGGGAAGAGCCCAUUAACCCCAGAAACCCCCAGUUCAGAAGAAGUGAGUUACGAGUUCACAUCUAAGACGCCAGACUCGCUCACAGCGUAUAUACCAGGCAAGCCCAGCCCGAUUCCCGAGGUUUCGGAGGACUCUGAGGAGGAGGAACAGGUCAAGUCGGCCUCCUUGAAGCAGACGGCAGUGGAGGAGACAGCCACUGAGCACGUGAUGCCGAAGGGUGUGAGCAAAGACUCCAACCAAAGACCGAAAUGUAACAGGGUUGCCUACAUUGAAUUUCCCCCUCCACCGCCGCUGGAUGCGGACCAGAUGGAGUCGGGGAAGCAGUAUCUUCCUGAAAGAGAGGGGGACCUGAUUGAAGUCAGUUUGCAAGAGGAGCAUGAUAAGUACCAGCUGGCAGAGCCAGUCAUCCGAGUGCAGCCCCCUUCGCCAGUGCCUCCCGGGGCGGACAUCAGUGAUUCCAGCGACGAUGAAUCCAUCUACCAGCCCGCCCCCGUUAAGAAAUACACCUUCAAACUGAAGGAAGUCGAUGAGGAACAAAAAGACACAACAACAGCCAUAGCGUCCGCUGAAAAGGUUUCCAGCCCCAACGAACUGGAAACAAAUGGAACUGGAAAGGACGGCGAAUUUGGCCUUGGCCUUGAGUCCCCUCAGAACGAAGCUGCCCAGAAUGGCAACAAUGACCAGUCCAUCACGGAGUGUUCCAUCGCGACCACAGCUGAGUUUUCCCAUGACACAGAUGCCACUGAGAUCGACUCUUUGGACGGCUAUGACCUGCAGGAUGAAGACGAUGGGUUGACGGAGAGUGAUUCGAAACUCCCCAACCCCGCUGUGGAAAUCAAGAGAGAUGUCUGGAACACAGAGGGCAUUCUGAAGCCAGCCGACCGCUGUUUUAGCCAGAGCAAACUUGAAGUUAUUGAGGAAGAGGGGAAGGUGGGGCCAGAGGAGGACAAGCCGCCUUCCAAAAGUUCUUCGUCCGAAAAGACGCCCGAUGUGACUGAUCAGAAGUCCGGGGCCCAGUUUUUCACCCUAGAAGGCAGACACCCCGACAGAUCCGUGUUUCCUGAUACUUAUUUCAGUUACAAAGUAGAUGAAGAAUUUGCCACUCCUUUUAAAACCGUAGCGACCAAAGGCCUAGAUUUCGACCCUUGGUCUAAUAACCGAGGGGACGAUGAAGUUUUCGACAGUAAAUCGCGGGAAGAUGACACUAAGCCAUUCGGUCUGGCGGUGGAAGACCGGUCGCCAGCAACAACCCCCGAUACAACACCAGCCAGAACACCCACCGAUGAAAGUACCCCUACUAGUGAGCCUAACCCCUUCCCAUUUCAUGAAGGAAAAAUGUUUGAGAUGACUCGCAGUGGUGCAAUUGACAUGAGCAAGAGGGACUUUGUUGAAGAGAGGCUCCAAUUUUUCCAGAUUGGUGAGCAUACUUCUGAAGGGAAGUCAGGGGACCAGGGGGAAGGGGAUAAAAGUGUGGUCACUGACCCCCUACAGCCACAGUCAGGGGACACCACUGUAGAAACCAAUCUAGAGAAAACUGUCGAGGCACCUGCAGUGGAGCCGAACCCCAGAGUCGCAGUCAGCGGAGAGUGUCAGGAAGGGGCACCCAGUAGUGGUUCCCUGGAGAAAGCAGCCGCAGCCACUAAUUCCACUAAAGUUGACCCCAAGUUGCGCACGCCUAUAAAAAUGGGAAUUUCCGCUUCCACCAUGACCAUGAAGAAAGAAAGCCCCGGAGAAAUGACAGAUAAGCUAGACGCUGUGGUGACCAGUUGUCAGGGACUAGAGAAUGAAACUGGAAUGCUCUCGAGGGCAGCCAGUAGCCAGUUGGGCAGUAGCCCUCAAGAAAAACACGAUUUUCAAAAAGAUAAUUUUAAUAACAACAACAAUUUGGAUCCUUCCACUAUACAGACAGAUCCCAUGACCAGCAAUGUAGCUCUGACAGAACAUUCUGCCCCCCCUCCUUGUACCACAGACAAAGCUAACCCCGUGAAAAGUUCAUCAGGAAAAAGGGCAGGGCUCUUGCCAGGACACGGUCUAAGAGAGCAGCAGAAAGUUCCCGGAGAGCAACAAAAGACGAGAGAAUCGGUAGGGAUUAGGCGAAAAUCCAAACUUCCCAUAAAGGCCACUUCACCCAAAGAUCUCAUCCCACCAAAUCAUAUGCCAAACAUGAAAGUGAGCAGAGCGAAGCAGGCUAGUUCAUCUGAGAAAACCAGAGCCCUUACUUCUUCUCCAUGGGUAGAUGUCAAGUCCAGAAUUCCAGUCAAACACACACACAAGGAGCACCCAGCUCCUGUUAGAGACGCAUGCGCCACACAAAAGCCAGGUCAGUCAGAGAGAGGCAAAGCCAAACAGCUCCCAUCCAAGUUGCCAGUCAAGGUAAGAUCAACCUGUGCCACUAGCACCAGAUCCACCACCACCACCACCACCACCACCACCAGCACCACAGCCAAAGUUAGGAAAAGUCAGCUGAAGGAAGUCUGUAAACAUUCCAUUGAAUAUUUUAAGGGAAUUAGUGGUGAGACCUUAAAGCUUGUGGACCGCCUCUCUGAAGAAGACAAAAAGAUGCAAUCCGAGUUGUCCGAUGAGGAAGACAGUACCUCCAGAAACACGUCGUUGUCCGAGACCUCCCGGGGUGGCCCGCCUUCAGUUCCCACGAAGUCUGCUAGAGAUAAGAAACCAGAGGCGGCACCUUUAAAAUCAAAGCGUGACAAAGCCGGCAGUGAGAGAAGGAGCAGUAGGAGGACUGGUCCACAGAGUCCUUGUGAACGGACGGAUAUCAGGAUGGCGAUAGUAGCCGAUCAUCUGGGACUUAGUUGGACAGAACUGGCCAGGGAACUGAAUUUCUCAGUGGAUGAAAUCAAUCAAAUACGUGUGGAAAAUCCUAAUUCUUUAAUUUCUCAAAGCUUCAUGUUAUUAAAAAAAUGGGUUACCAGAGAUGGAAAAAACGCUACAACUGAUGCCCUAACUUCAGUCUUGACAAAAAUUAAUCGAAUAGAUAUAGUGACGCUACUAGAAGGCCCAAUAUUUGAUUAUGGAAACAUUUCCGGCACCAGAAGUUUUGCAGAUGACAACAAUGUUUUCCAUGACUCUGUUGAUGGUUGGCAGCAUGAGACAUCCAGUGGGAACUUGGAGUCCCCUGCUCACGCCCGAAGAAUAGCUGGUGGCUUACUAGAUCAACUGGAGGACAGUCCUGACCAAUGCAGGGAUUCCAUUACCUCAUAUCUCAAAGGAGAGCCUGGGAAAUUUGAAGCCAACGGAAGCCACGCGGAAGUCACUUCAGAUGCAAAGACAAAAUCUUACUUUGCAGAAUCCCAAAAUGAUAUUGGGAAACCGAGUGGUAGGGAAACGCUGAAACCCAAAACACACGGAUCUGGUCGUGCUGAGGACCCAGCAUCAGCACUAGCAGCGUACCAGAAGUCUCUGGAGGAAACCAGCAAGCUUGUCAUAGGAGAGCCUAAACCCUGUGUGCCUGUCAGCAUGAAGAAAAUGAGUAGGGCUUCCCCUGCAGACGGCAAGCCACGGCUCAACUUCCGCGAAGAAGAGGGGUCCAGUGGGUCUGAGCAGAAGCAGGGAGAAGGUUAUAAGGUGAAGACGAAGAAAGAGAUCCGGCACGUGGAAAAGAAGAGCCACUCCUAACAUUGAACUGCCCCAUCCGUCAAGGUGGCUCGUGUUUUUACUGCCAGUAUUGAGAAAUCCAUGGGAGAACUGUCAACAGGAAGGAGAAGUUCAUGGAGAAGGGUGUGUGUGUGUGUGCGCGAUUUUCACACAUUUACGGCAUGAUUUUUUUUCUUUUUAAUGCAAAGACAAAAAACAAAACAAAAAAAGAAGAAGAAGAAGAAGACAAACACCCACCAUUUUAAUUUAGCAUGAGCCAAUUUACAGAGCAUGAAAACUCACUUUCAUUCCCAGGAUUGGCACGUGUGCAAUUAGCAAUGCAGUGUAUAUACAAGAAGCCAUGCUGUUAACUGUUGAUCUCAAGUAAUUUGGUGUCAUUAACAAAAGGAAGGAAUUCCUGCCGCGGGAAGGGUCGAGAGGAGAUGAAAUGACCAAAUCUUGGAGGGACACUAAAAUUACUAAAUCCACAACAGCUCGCCUUAUUUUUCUUGGACCCAAACUGUCAGGGUAUAAAACACUAUUUGUUUCUUUUUUAAAACACCAAUAGUUUUGCUGUAAAUAAUAACACUGUAUAAAUUCUAACAGGAAAAAAAUAGAAUUAACGUUGAUAAGGCACUGCCUCUUAGAACAUCAACAGAAUAUUGCAAAUGCGUUUAACACAAUAGGGAUCUCAAGUGACUUCACCCUAGAGGAGAGAGGGGAGGGAUUUGGGGGUGGGAGGCCAGGGAUGGGGGAUCCUCACUGAUUCAUGUAUAUUAGCAAUUAUAAUGUUUGUAUAUGCAAAACCGCUAGCUUGAUUUAAAAAAAAAAAAAAAGCAAAACUUUAAAAUCUGCUGCAAAUUUAAAUAAUUCCCCAAACGAGGAAUUCUGUAGUCCUGUGAAAAUUUUUCUUCAGAAUACUAAUAUUUUGAUGCAUGUGCACCACCUUAUUUUGAUGAAAUCUUUUCCAAUUUUGCAAACACGACAGUAUACUGCAACACAGAGGAUUUUAUCUGUAAACAUGAAGCCCUUCAUCUAAUAUUUGUUGCUGUUGCCAAUUUUUCAAUGAAAUGACCUAAAAAGGGGGGAAAAAAAUAACCUAAAACAGUAGUUGCUUUAGGGGGAGGGGGGAUGCUAAUGGUUAGUGCUUAAAAGGGGGUACUGCUUGCCGCUUUCGAGGUGGAUGGUGCUCAUACGAGGCCUCGUUUGGGGGUAUUUAAACUGAACCGAAGCACUUAGCCUGUAGAAUGGCAGCACGCUGUAAAAUUAUGACUGUAUCGUGUACUGGCUCUAAGACGUAGACACCUUUCGGUAAGCCAAUCAUUUGUAAGCAUUCUAGCAAUGUCAUAUUAGGUUAAUAAGGCUGCUGUGUUUCAAAGGGCAUUUUUAUUUGGGUUUUGGUGAAAUUCUUUAAUUUGUUGAUUAUAUUCAUAUAAAAUCAGCAUUCAUUGACACAUAGCUCUAAUGACAUAUGUAUGAAAAAAAACCACACACUGGAUGACCUAGAUGAUUAUUUAACAUAAAAUAAAUUGUGUUAAACUCCU
Echinops telfairi (small Madagascar hedgehog) is the source of this 15260-nucleotide messenger RNA. RefSeq names its product ankyrin 3 (gene ANK3). The transcript is spliced from 48 exons. The record is from RefSeq and is a predicted model, not a curated record. NCBI's taxonomy places the organism in Eukaryota, Metazoa, Chordata, Mammalia, Afrosoricida, Tenrecidae. The coding region runs from base 505 to 13758 and encodes 4417 amino acids. Gene Ontology annotation, cellular component: T-tubule. Gene Ontology annotation, molecular function: protein binding. Gene Ontology annotation, biological process: protein localization to T-tubule; signal transduction; regulation of cardiac muscle contraction.